Chenopodium quinoa (quinoa) is the source of this 2017-nucleotide messenger RNA. Its product is annotated as increased DNA methylation 1-like. The coding region runs from base 24 to 1781 and encodes 585 amino acids. The record is from RefSeq and is a predicted model, not a curated record. Gene Ontology annotation, biological process: negative regulation of DNA-templated transcription. Gene Ontology annotation, molecular function: transcription corepressor activity. The transcript has 7 exons. Lineage: Eukaryota; Viridiplantae; Streptophyta; Magnoliopsida; Caryophyllales; Amaranthaceae.
CAGCCUAGAAAUAUCGAUCAAUUAUGGCACCACAAAGGAGAUCAAAAAGAGUCCUGAAAAGGGACUAUGAAAAUAUGAGUAAUACUCCUAGUGUACCUACUAGGCAGACUUUGCCUAGGAAGUGUAAGAUGGUUAAACCAUUUUACGCGGUUGAUAUCUAUGAUGAUGAAGAGGUUUAUCAAAUAGUUCCUCAAGCGAAGAAGAAGAGAGCAGGAUUGGCAUCUUCUAUGAGCACCAAAGAACCGGCUAGUACAACAGUUGACAAACAUACUAUUAUGGAACUGGCUAGCACAACAGUUGAAAAGCAAGAGAAACCGGCUAGUACAACAGUUGAAGAACAACCCCCUAUUAUAACAGAACAAGAUUCUAUUAUAGAACCGGCUAUUACAACAGUUGAUAAGCAUCCUAUUAUAACAGAACAAGAUCCUAUUAUAGAGUCGGCUAGUGCAACAGUUAAUGAAGAGCAAGAAAAGCCGAUACCAGAGGAAAUAUUCAUCAUCUAUACCAUCCUAGCAUGGAUUAUAGAAAUGAAAGUGGUGAAUGAGAAUACAAUGGUAAGAUGUAUCCAUGGGACGAAUAAGGAGGUCAUUGGUAUGGGGAUGCUCACUAAAGAAGGGAUUUUAUGUUUGUGCUGUUGUAGCGUGUUUUCUGUCUCUCUAUUCCCUAAACAUAGCGGAGAUAACUUGGGUACAAGACCUUAUGAGAACAUAUUUAUUGGAGAAACGAAUGUUUCGUUGUUGACUUGCCAGCUUGAGGCAUGGAACAGGCACUCAGUGCCUGCUCGAAGUGGCUAUAAUCAUGUUGUGAGGCAGCCUAAGGUCCAUGAUAACUCUGAUGAUACUUGCGUGAUUUGUGCUGAUGGAGGUGUUCUUAUAUGCUGUGAGAAUUUCCCUUCUACAUACCAUCCUGCAUGUUUGGGCUUAAACGAUGUUCCGCAAGAGGAGUGGCUAUGUCCUUAUUGUCAUUGCAAAUAUUGUGAUGAGAAAAACCCGAAAAAUAUUCUGUUAACCUGUCUUCAGUGCUUGAAAAAAUAUCAUUCGUCGUGCUCAGAAUCUUUUGACAGCAAGCCCCCGAGGCCAGAGCCACAUACCCUCCCCUUCUGUGGAAUCACCUGCUGGAAGGUGUUCCAUAAACUGGAGGGAAUAUUGGGAAGAAGCAUGCCAACUGCAAAGACUGUUGACAAAAAAGAAAUUACAUGGAGAUUAAUCAGAAAGAUGGAUGUAGACUUGGCAGGACAAAAUCAUGAAGACCUGUAUAUGAAAGCCAACUGCAAUUCAAAGCUUGUUUUAGCAAAUAAGCUGAUGGAAGACAGUUUCGACGGGCAAGCUCAGAUGAACAUGCUCCAAAAUGCCCUUUAUAGUUGCGGGUCCAACUAUACAAGGACCAACUUCAGCAGAUUUUACACUGCUAUUUUGGAGUGUGAAGGGGAGGUUAUUUCCGCGGCAACACUAAGAUUGCCGUCGCCAGAUCUAGCAGAAAUACCCUUCAUUGCUACUAGUGAGCAAUGGAUAGGAAAAGGGCUGUACAAGAUCUUAAUGGAAGUCAUUGAUGCAGCCUUAGGCGAAAUUGGGGUGGAACAUAUCAUUAUACCAUCUUCAGCUGACAUGGUGGAAUAUUGGCAUUCUCUUGGGUUUGCGCCUCUGGAAGACGCGAUAACAGAAAAAUUAACAACCUUGAACACCCUGAUGUUCCCUGCAACUGUAAGACUGAGGAAAGCUGUUAAGUUAGUAAAAAGGGCCAUGAUCAAACAUGACCUGAACUUGGAUCCAGCAGCAAAUUAGUAACUGUCAUCUUUUUUUAAGCUUGUUCAAAAACUUAAAUGUCUGAUGUAAUUUUAAUUUUGUGUUUGUUUCAUUAAUGUUGAAACUGGCUAGCACAGAGAGUUAGUGAAACUACAGGAUAGAGGACAGUUUUUAGUUGAUCAGUCAUUCAGUCUAGUGUUAUGGACAAUAGAGCAAUGUCUGUAUACCUGUAUUGGCCUCCGCGACUCUUCUUUAAUCUUUCUUCAGUUUAGACU